This is a messenger RNA of Coccidioides posadasii C735 delta SOWgp, 924 nucleotides long. The record is from RefSeq and is a predicted model, not a curated record. NCBI's taxonomy places the organism in Eukaryota, Fungi, Ascomycota, Eurotiomycetes, Onygenales, Onygenaceae.
AUGGCGCAGUCGGUCAAGGGGAAAACUGCGAUUGUAACGGGGGCUGGUUCCGGCAUUAACUUUUGCUUUGUCAAAUUGCUCCUGGAACAUGGAUGCAACUGUGUGCUUGCAGAUCUAGCAUUGCGCCCAGAGGCCAAAGAACUUGUGCUGAAGUAUUCAGCGUCGGCUCCUCGAGCCAUAUUUCAGCCAACCGAUGUCACCGAUUGGUCCCAGUUGGAGACGAUGUUUAAGGCUGCGGAGGAAGAAUUUGGGGAAGUAGACAUCGUCUGUCCUGGGGCAGGUGUCUAUGAGCCAGUGCGGUCGAACGGGAGCCGCGAUUCGCCUGCCGGGUCCAGGUAUGCACAGCUUGAUAUCAACUUGGUCCACCCAAUCCGCACAACACAGCUGGCGAUUUCUAAGUUCGCAAACUCUAGGACACCAAAGUCUAUAAUUCAUAUAUCAAGUAUUGCAGGCCAGAUAGGAUCGUUGAGCACGCCCCUUUAUUCAGCGACCAAGCACGCCAUCAACGGCUUCGUGCGCUCGCUUGCAAAAUUGGAUAAGAUCGGGAUCCGAGUAGCCGCUGUUGCGCCGGGUUUCAUCAAAACGCCCCUUUGGACAGAGAGCAUCGAUAAGAUGCGGAUGGUCGAUGAGAGCAAGGAUGAAUGGGUGACCCCGGAAGACGUAGCAUUGGUGAUGCUGGCGCUGAUCGAGCGGGACCAAAUCAGUGAAUCCAUCCUUGCUGAGCCGAAGGGAGAAGGCGUGAUGAUUCCUAUCAAAGGUGGUACUAUCUUGGAGGUCUCGAAAUCUGUACGCAAAGUCUCAUCGUUCAAUGAUCCAGGCCCAUUGGGAAGGCCGGGAAACUCGAUGGGGGACCACAGAGCAGCGGAGGAGGGCUUUUUGGAAUUGGUUCAGUCAGGGAGCUGGGGAGAAGCUGCAAAGAAUUAG